UAUAAAUAACAAACAAGUAGUAGUGAGCCCGCCAGCGUGGAAUUAGGAUCUUAAACACAAAUUCAAUUCGGAAAAACUUCGAACCUUCUUCUUCCUUCUUCAUUCCUUCUUUCACUUCCCACCAUCGCAGAGACUUUAUCGCUCUUCUAUUUUUGGCGCCUCAACUGCUCUCUCGUCCCUCCUUCUCUCCUAUAGGCCCCAAUCCAAUUUCGCAAGGGUUUGCGAAUUUUGAAGUUUUGUGAGUGCAGGGAUGGCAAGUGGUUUUGGGGAAUCAAUGAGCGUGCCGCCCCAAAGCCAGUCUUGCUCGGGGACUAAUGCCAAUGACGCAGGGGAUUUCGAGUGCAACAUUUGCUUCGAUUUAGCGCAGGAUCCGAUCAUAACACUUUGUGGUCAUCUCUUCUGCUGGCCUUGUCUUUACAGAUGGCUGCACCAUCACUCGCAUUGCCAAGAGUGCCCGGUGUGCAAGGCCCUUGUACAGGAAGACAAGUUGGUUCCUCUUUACGGCAGGGGUAAGACACAGACUGACCCGAGAUCAAAAUCGUAUCCGGGGAUCAGUAUUCCUAACCGCCCUGCUGGGCAGAGGCCUGAAACUGCUCCUCCACCGGAGACCAAUCAGUUCCCCAAUUACGGGUUUGGGUUUAUGGGAGGAUUUAUGCCCACGGCAACUGCCAGGAUUGGUAACAUGACGCUGGCCGCUGCAAUUGGUGGUCUGUUUCCCUCAUUUAAUGUUCAUUAUCAAUCCGGAUUUGCGGAUGCCACGGUAUAUGGAACAACUUCUGGUUUUCCUUAUGGUUUCAGCAGUUCAUUUCAUGGGGGCCACGCUCACGGUUUCCCUCAGCCAGUAACUCAAAGGCAGCAGGUUGAUAAUGUGUUGAAGAAUCUGUUUUUGUUGAUUGGUGUAUUUGUGAUUGCUGCGCUGAUAUUUUGUUAGUCCAAGAUUAACUUUGAAAAUACAUCAGCACGGUUGUUUAGUGUUGCUGCUCUUAUAUCUGUAAAUACAUUAGCUGUAUUCCUGCUUGAGAAUGUUCGGCCUUUAGACUUUUGGUCAGUUCUGUUACCUUUCAAAAACAUUUGCAACAUAAAUUUCAUAAUAAAUGGCUUGCAUUUGUGAUUAUGAUAGUUUUCUGAUUUGCUGACUCGCUUGAGAGUUAGCUAUAGAGGGAGAGUGAGGG
Messenger RNA from Fragaria vesca subsp. vesca, 1172 nucleotides. RefSeq lists its product as uncharacterized. The record is from RefSeq and is a predicted model, not a curated record. Gene Ontology annotation, biological process: ubiquitin-dependent protein catabolic process. Gene Ontology annotation, molecular function: ubiquitin-like protein conjugating enzyme binding; ubiquitin protein ligase activity. NCBI's taxonomy places the organism in Eukaryota, Viridiplantae, Streptophyta, Magnoliopsida, Rosales, Rosaceae. Gene Ontology annotation, cellular component: endoplasmic reticulum. The coding region runs from base 251 to 931 and encodes 226 amino acids. The transcript has 2 exons.